GUGAUUCUCGGCUCUUCCAUUCCCCACUUGGAAGAAAGAAACUCUCGUGUACUGCUGUAUAUUUAGUGAGUGGUGGAGAAUUUUGCCAAAAUGUUGCCCAAUGUAGUAGCAAGAACCGCCUGGUCAUCGCUUUCCGCUGUGCGAAGACUGGGUGUCCAAGAAAUCAGAGCAAACGUCCCCGCCGCUGAUAUUGCUUCGAAAUUGAGUCUUGCAAGGGUGGCCGAUAACUACCAAUGCCUCCAUACAUCUUCGACGACGGGGAAAGCAGAAGACAGGAAGGAAAUGAUGGCCUCCAUGCCGAAAAAGGACGAGGGCACCGAAGGAGAAGUGUCGGUGGACAUCGAUUCUGGCAUCAAAGGGUUUGGUGGAAUGUUUCCAGAUGAAAAUACCCCUGAUCUAUUGUUUGAUGGUGUUCGUUUCGCAGACCUUCCAAUUUUACAUGUGAAGAUUUCAAAAAAUAACACCAUAAUGGCUUUAACAGAUGCCAAAGGUGAGCUGAAGCUUGUCAGGUCAUGUGGUGUUGAAGGAUUCAAAAACUGUCGAAAGGGCACCAAUGUAGCAGCGCAAGCAACUGGCAUCAGUUUAGCCACAAGAGCUGUCGAUAAGGGUUUCAAGAACAUUCGUGUGAAGGUGAAGGGCCUUGGACCUGGGAGGAUGAGUGGAAUCAAAGGUGUCACAAUGGGAGGCCUCAAUGUUGUGAGCAUUACAGACAUGACAUUCAUUAAUUGGCUAAAUAACCCACGGCCUAAGAAGGCCAGGAAAUUGUAAAGUUGUCUGAAGAUCCUUAAAAUACGAUAAGUUUCCAACUUAUUCUUAGUUAUUUAUGUAAUUAAAUACCGGUCCCGAUCUAGGGAACUUCAUGUACUUGGUUUAAGUUAAGAUAUUUCUGUAUAGUUGGCCAGUUAUGAUUUUCUUUCUUAAUAAAACGCAGAUUGUUAUAA
Macrobrachium nipponense is the source of this 941-nucleotide messenger RNA. RefSeq names its product small ribosomal subunit protein uS11m-like (gene mRpS11). The coding region runs from base 91 to 768 and encodes 225 amino acids. Lineage: Eukaryota; Metazoa; Arthropoda; Malacostraca; Decapoda; Palaemonidae. Gene Ontology annotation, biological process: mitochondrial translation. Gene Ontology annotation, cellular component: mitochondrial small ribosomal subunit; ribosome. The record is from RefSeq and is a predicted model, not a curated record. Gene Ontology annotation, molecular function: structural constituent of ribosome. The transcript is spliced from 5 exons.